CGCCACCGGUGCCGCCGCAGCAUGGCCGCCGUCCCGCCCGACUCCUGGCAGCCGCCCACCGUUUCUAUGGAGACCACAAUGAGCCUGCUGGUGCUGGAGCUGCACUGGCAACACAGCCCCUGAAUUUGGUCUGAAGCUGGGGAUGAUGGGCCCACUUGUGCUGGAACUGUACUGGCAACACGCCCCCCGCACCUGCAAGAACUUUGCUGAGCUGAGCCGCCGUGGUUACUAUAACGGCACCAAGUUCCACCGCAUCAUCAAGGACUUCAUGGUGCAGGGAGGGGACCCCACGGGUACUGGCCGUGGUGGUGCCUCAAUCUACGGGAAACAGUUCGAGGACGAGCUGCACCCUGACCUGAAGUUCACUGGAGCCGGGAUCCUGGCAAUGGCCAAUGCAGGGCCAGACACCAAUGGAAGCCAAUUUUUCCUGACACUGGGCCCGGCACAGUGGCUGGAUGGGAAGCACAGCAUUUUCGGGAGGGUGUGCCAAGGAAUGGGGGUGCUGGGGCGCCUAGCCAUGGUGGAGACCAACUCCCAGGACCGACCCCUCGAUGAUGUCAAGGUCAUCAAGGCGUAUCCCUUGGGGUAGGGGUGUGGGGUGCCUGUCCUCCAAAUUGUACUGCUCGUUUGUAAUAAAAGAGGUUGGAUGUGG
This is a messenger RNA of Prinia subflava (tawny-flanked prinia), 652 nucleotides long. RefSeq names its product peptidylprolyl isomerase like 1 (gene PPIL1). The transcript is spliced from 5 exons. Gene Ontology annotation, biological process: protein folding; protein peptidyl-prolyl isomerization. Gene Ontology annotation, cellular component: catalytic step 2 spliceosome. The record is from RefSeq and is a predicted model, not a curated record. Bases 143 to 589 code for a protein of 148 amino acids. Lineage: Eukaryota; Metazoa; Chordata; Aves; Passeriformes; Cisticolidae. Gene Ontology annotation, molecular function: peptidyl-prolyl cis-trans isomerase activity.